Limulus polyphemus (Atlantic horseshoe crab) is the source of this 622-nucleotide messenger RNA. RefSeq names its product JNK-interacting protein 3-like. Lineage: Eukaryota; Metazoa; Arthropoda; Merostomata; Xiphosura; Limulidae. The record is from RefSeq and is a predicted model, not a curated record. The transcript is spliced from 7 exons. The annotation marks the transcript as partial.
AGGCCUGGAUAUCAUUUGUCCCACUUAAAGUCAGGAGGAGCACUCUUUAAUGUGAACUCCGGAGAUUCCUUUGUAAAACCACUUAACAGCCCGUUGGACUUCCCAAGUAUCAUUUCUCCGAGUACAGAUUCUAAUACUAGUCUCAAAAGCGAACUCCAUGAUAUUCAGUCUCCUUCGACAAUAACAUCCCCAACAAAUUAUGCACCAGAAACUAGUUCAAGAUCCACAGUAGAGUUCUCAAGUAAAGAAAUGUCAGACAAGAGUCAGUUGACUGAGCAAAUUCUUCAAAAUGACAGAGGCACAGCCACACGAGAUGGUUGGGUUGAUGGAUUUGGAGCUGAGUUAUCAGAUGUUAUCAGUACUACUCCUGAACUGGAAGACAUUGAAGAUAUUUCCCAAGACAGCAGUAUAGGGAUUGAAAAAGUUUCAUUAAAAAGGGAACAGAGACGGCCAAACACUUUAUAUCAAGAACUCAGUUUUCACGACACUGAUGCGCUGGGAGAAGUGGAUGAAGGAACUGAUAUCUCGGGUGGAUAUGUUCAUCCUGGAGAGUUUGCAUCAUCUGACAGUGACAGUGAAACAGAAAAUGAACAUUUUCCGAAGGUUACUGACAACUUCUUUG